GGUGCCACCGGCGCGGGGCGGGAGCGCGGCCGCGGGGACCCCGUCGGGCAGCGCAGGCCCUCGGUCCCCCGCGCGGCCUACUUAAUCGUGACCGUUGUUGGGAGGGCCUAACCUCCGGCCGGUGUGUGAGAGCGGUGACACUGCCCGUCACUGAGCGGGAGCCGAGCCCACAGUGGGAGAAUUCAAGGGAUGUGACGCGGCGAUCGAACCGACAGGGCCGAGCGGCACCUCUCCGGACUCAGCAUGCUACCACGUAAGGGUCAUUCAUCUAAACAAGGUAACUUAGCAGUCACUGCAGUUGCUUUACAAGAUCACAUUUUACAUGACCUUCAGCUUCGAAAUCUUUCAAUAGCUGAUCCUUCCAAGACAAAGGCACAACAGAGAGACACCAGAUCCAAGCCUCUAAAAAGAAAUACAAAAGCAGUAACAGAUACUGGGCUUAAAACAACGGUACCAGGCCCGAAAGUGGAAGAUCCAGAAAGAGAGUAUGUUCUUGAUCCAAAACCACCACCCUUAACUUUAGCAUUUAUGAUUUCAGAGGACCUCAGUUAUCUUGUGCGUCCCAGAGGGAGGCAUUGUACCCAUUUAAUAGAUGAGGGCACAAGCAAGUCAAGUGACCCACACCAGCGUGACUCAGGAAGUAUGUUCAAGGUGCUGCUUUCAUGUUCCCAUGUGUUUCACAGAGCAUGCCUCCAGGCUUUUGAAAAAUUCGCAAAUAAAAAAACCUGCCCCCUCUGUAGAAAGAACCAGUACCAAACCAGAGUGAUUCACGACGGAGCGCGGCUGUUCAAAGUAAAGUGUGCGACAAGGAUCCAGGCCUCCUGGAGGGGACACGUGGUGAGGAAGUGGUACCGAGACCUGAGGAGGACAGUGCCGCCCACGGACGCCAAGUUGAGGAGAAAAUUCUUUGAAGGAAAGUUCGCAGAAAUCAGCCGCCGCAUACUGUGCUCCUACAACACAAACGUAGAAGAGCUGUUUUCGGAAAUCGACCGCUGCCUGGCCAUAAACCGAAGUGUUCUUCAGCAGCUGGAGGACAGGUGUGGCCACGAGCUCACAGACGGAGACUGGGAGAAGAUCCAGAUCCAGGCUCUGCACCGGGAGACCCAUGAGUGUCCCAUCUGUCUCACCCCACUCCCCACCAGCGCUGACUGUCGCCAGGCCCCGGUGGAGAUGCUCUGCGGCCAGCCUUCCCGAGAGAUGGUCCUCCUGUCCUGCUCACAUGUGUUUCACCACACGUGUCUCCUGGCCCUGGAGGAGUUCUCCCUGGGAGACAGCUCUCCUUUCCAUGCCUGCCCCCUCUGCCGCUCUUGCUAUCAAAAGAAAAUUCUGGAAUGUUGAAUUCAUAGUCAGGGAAAACUAUCAUUCCUGGGGGGGACGUUUACCUUAAUUUUGGAUAAACUGUAUGGGUUUGGGGUUAAGUGCUAUGGUGUAAUCUGUUCUCCAAUGAAACGUGUUUUUACUAGCUGUAUGUAGGAACCCUAAAUAUAUUUCUAAAGCUGACAAGCUACCCAGUUUUGGUCUUUAGUCUAUAAACAUUUCAAGCUGAUAAGCUUCAUCAGUUGAAGUAAGUGAGGGAUGGGUAAAAGAUCGAGUUGCAGAGGUUCUAUACUUGAGUGAUCUGCUGUGUUUCUUAGCUGAUCGGCUGGGAUUGCUCCUAGCAGCAAGACCACUCUCGUCCCUUCAUGGUCAUCUGGUUACCUGGCCUGUCUCCACGGAGUUCUGGCUGACACUGGGUCGGGCCUGCCAGGAUGGCCUGUGCACAUGGCUGCAUACACACAGCGACUGGGUGCCCAACGAGCGGGAACCUAGAAACACUCCUUACACUGUCUUAGAAACACUCCUUGCCAUUCCUAAUUCUCGUUCUGUAGUCGUUGCUUUAUUUCUGUGUGAUAAAUGACUGUUGUACUCCAGCGCUUCUGAUAUGUAAACCCAAAGCACAGAAAUAAAAUAUUCAGUGGCACUGGGCACCAGGA
Molecule: messenger RNA, 1973 nt
Organism: Leopardus geoffroyi (Geoffroy's cat)
Lineage: Eukaryota; Metazoa; Chordata; Mammalia; Carnivora; Felidae
Gene: RNF32
Product: ring finger protein 32
Exons: 9
Coding region: 244-1338 (364 amino acids)
Molecular function (GO): protein binding
Source: RefSeq, a predicted model, not a curated record